CUCUCCUUCCCCCACCUAACCCCUCAUAGUAGAUGCUACCGUGUUCUCCUGGUCUGGGACGGAAGAGGAGAGGAAUGACCAUCUCCAGCUACGCCCCUCCUCCGUCUCGAUGCACAAGAGCAGCAGCCGCGCUGCUGCUCCUCAUCUUGGCCACGGCGCUCCACCCCCAGCAGGUUAUUGCCGGGAAACCAAUGCCAAAACUCAAGAUGGAGUCGAUGAUCCUUCAGAACUCAAUCAUUGAAAAGAUUAAUGGAAAUCCUAUUGCUGGAUGGAAAGCUUCCACGAAUUCCCGUUUUUCCAACUAUACGGUUGGCCAGUUUAAGCAUAUUCUUGGAGUGAAACCAGCGCCUCGCAACGCCUGGGAAGAUAUUCCUGUAAAAACUCAUCAAAAAUCUGUGAAGCUCCCUAAGCAAUUUGAUGCAAGAACGGCGUGGCCUCAGUGCAGCACUAUUGGAAGAAUUCUUGAUCAGGGUCACUGUGGUUCAUGUUGGGCUUUUGGUGCCGUAGAAUCAUUGUCAGAUCGCUUCUGCGUUCAUUUUGGCAUGAAUGUUUCCCUAUCUGUGAAUGACCUCUUGGCAUGUUGUGGUUUUAUGUGUGGAGAUGGCUGUGAUGGAGGAUAUCCUAUAUAUGCCUGGCGCUACUUUGUCCAGAGUGGUGUUGUUACAGAAGAGUGUGACCCAUACUUCGAUGAUAUUGGAUGUGUUCAUCCGGGCUGUGAACCUCUUUAUCCAACACCAAAGUGCGAAAAGAAAUGCCAAGAUAAGAACCUCCUCUGGGGGGAGUCUAAGCAUUUCAGUGUCAAUGCUUACAGAAUAAGCUCUGAUCCACAUGAUAUCAUGGCAGAGGUCUACAAAAAUGGUCCCGUGGAAGUUGCUUUCACCGUUUAUGAGGAUUUUGCUCACUAUAAAUCCGGAGUCUACAAACACAUUACAGGCGAUGUAAUGGGUGGCCACGCCGUGAAGUUAAUCGGAUGGGGGACUAGCGAUGAUGGCGAAGAUUAUUGGCUUCUUGCGAAUCAGUGGAAUAGAGGCUGGGGUGAUGUUGGUUACUUCAAGAUUGCAAGGGGCAGGAAUGAAUGUGGAAUUGAAGAGGACGUGGUCGCUGGUCUGCCUUCAUCCAAGAACUUAAUCAGAAACUUCGCUGGUAUUGAUAUGGCUGCUGAUGCUACUGUCUGAAUUCACAUUGUUCCGUAUACAUAACCUAUUAUUAUAUUGUCAAGAUGUCAGAACUCAGAAAACUAGGGAUAUGCCUAUGUCCCUCUCGUUGUUUACAUGUUAAAAAUUGAUUGUGGUGUCACUAAAUGAUAUGCAGCAUUCUAGUACCACACCUAUUUAUUUUGAAAGUUA
Messenger RNA from Elaeis guineensis (African oil palm), 1346 nucleotides. Lineage: Eukaryota; Viridiplantae; Streptophyta; Magnoliopsida; Arecales; Arecaceae. The record is from RefSeq and is a predicted model, not a curated record.